Molecule: messenger RNA, 921 nt
Organism: Salarias fasciatus (jewelled blenny)
Lineage: Eukaryota; Metazoa; Chordata; Actinopteri; Blenniiformes; Blenniidae
Product: odorant receptor 131-2-like
Exons: 2
Coding region: 1-921 (306 amino acids)
Biological process (GO): G protein-coupled receptor signaling pathway; detection of chemical stimulus involved in sensory perception of smell
Cellular component (GO): membrane
Molecular function (GO): olfactory receptor activity; G protein-coupled receptor activity; odorant binding
Source: RefSeq, a predicted model, not a curated record
AUGAACGUGUCGUCUGGCAAUGUGACCGUGGUUUUACAGUAUCGGGACUCCUUGGUUAAAGCCGUGGUCAAGAAUGUGAUUGUCGUUGCUCUCAGCAUCUCCAUCAACUACAUCAAUGCGAGCCUCCUCCACAGCUUCCUCAAACACCAGGUUCUCUACACCAAUCCUCGCUACAUCCUCUUUAUCCACCUGGUGAUCAACGACAUGAUCCAGGUGUCACUGACCGUCAUCCUCUUCAUCCUCAGCUACGUCAUCUACAAGCUCCCCGUGCCGGUGUGUUGCGUCUUCAUCCUCGUCGCCCUCUUCACCACGGAGAACACGCCUCUGAACCUGGCCUGCAUGGCGGUGGAGUGCUACAUCGCCGUGUGCUUCCCGCUGCGCCACGUUCAGAUCUGCACCGUCAGGAGGACGCUGCUGCUGAUCGCUCUGAUCUGGGCCACCAGCAUGCUCUCCGUUCUCCCCGAUCUCUUCAUCACUUUGUCCACGCAGCCCAUGGUUUUCUUCCACACGCGAGUGUUUUGUCUGAGAGAAACCGUCUUCCCUCAUCCGCUCAGCAUCGCGAAGAGGGAUAUCUCAUAUUUAGUAUAUCUUGUCAUUGUUUGGUUGACAAUACUUUAUACUUACUUUAAGAUCCUGUUCACUGCGCAAACGGCGAGCAAAGACGCGAAGAAAGCCAAAUACACCAUCAUCCUUCACGGCUUCCAGCUGCUGCUCUGCAUGCUGUCGUAUGCGACUCCAAAGUUCUUAGCGUUACUGCUGCAGUGGUUCCCCAAAAAUUCUACAGACUCCCAGUUUGCCAUCUAUGUCAUCGUACAAAUCCUGCCUCGAUCCAUUAGUCCAAUGAUCUAUGGUAUACGAGACAAAACCUUCAGGAAAUACUUAAAGGGAUAUCUCUUGUGUGCAUCAAGCAAUCAUUCAUAA